AUGGGGAAUAAAAUUCUGCUUAAGGCUUUCUGUUUUUGGGCUUUGACAUGCUUGCUUCUUCCUGCUAGCUCUAAUGGUCUGGUCAGAAUAGGUUUGAAGAAGCGCCAUCUGGAUCUUCAUACCAUUAAGGCUGCCAGAAUUGCUAGACAGGAGGGACAAUCAAGAGUAGGUGCUAAUGGCAUGGUCCAUGAUCUAGGCAGCUCAGAUGGAGAUAUAAUACCCCUUAAAAACUAUUUGGAUGCUCAAUACUUGGGAGAAAUUGGUAUUGGUUCACCCCCGCAGAACUUCACUGUCAUAUUUGAUACGGGAAGCUCCAACCUCUGGGUUCCAUCAUCAAAAUGCUACUUUUCUAUAGCCUGCUAUUUCCAUUCCAAAUACAAGUCAAGCCGGUCGAGUACAUAUAUCAAGAAUGGGAACUCUUGUGAAAUACAUUAUGGAUCAGGAUCAAUUUCUGGUUUCUUUAGUCAAGACAAUGUUCAAGUUGGGGACCUCGUUGUCAAAGAUCAAGUUUUCAUCGAGGCUACAAAAGAAGGAAGUCUUUCAUUCAUAGUGGGGAAGUUUGAUGGAAUACUUGGGCUUGGUUUUCAGGAAAUUUCAGUUGGGAAUGUUGUCCCAGUGUGGUACAAUAUGGUGCAGCAAGAUCUUGUAGAAGAUGAGGUCUUCUCAUUCUGGCUCAACAGAAAUGCUGAGGCGAAAGAGGGUGGUGAGAUUGUUUUUGGAGGGGUUGAUGAAAAACACUUCAAGGGAAAGCAUACCUAUGUUCCAGUUACCAAAAAAGGUUACUGGCAGAUCAAUAUGGGAGAUUUUCUAAUUGGAAACCAUUCAACAGGUCUUUGUGCGGGGGGUUGUGCUGCAGUUGUGGACUCUGGAACCUCAUUGCUUGCUGGUCCAACACCUAUCAUUGCUGAAAUCAAUCAUGCCAUUGGAGCAGAAGGGCUUGUGAGUGCUGAGUGUAAGGACGUGGUUUCUCAGUAUGGAGACUUAAUAUGGGACCUCAUAACAUCAGGGGUACAACCUGGCAAAGUAUGCACGCAACUGGGUUUAUGCACUUUCAACGGGGCUGAGUAUGUGAGCUCUGGUAUUGAAUCAGUGGUUGAUAAGGAAAACAUGGAGGGAUCAUCUGUUGGUGAUGGUCUUCUAUGCUCUGCUUGUGAGAUGCUUGUUAUUUGGGUCCAGAAUCAACUGAGAGAGAAGGAAACAAAGGAGGCAGCAAUCGACUAUUUAGAUAAGUUGUGCGAAAGCCUACCCAGUCCAAUGGGAGAGUCAGUGAUUGAUUGUAAUAGCAUUUCAACCAUGCCAAACAUCGCAUUUACCAUCGCAGAUAAACCUUUUAGCCUCACUCCAGAGCAGUAUAUUCUGAAAACUGGAGACGGCAUUGCUCAAGUUUGCAUCAGUGGGUUCAUGGCUUUGGAUGUGCCGCCUCCACACGGUCCUCUCUGGAUUCUUGGUGAUGUAUUCAUGGGAGUGUAUCAUACUGUCUUCGACUACGGUAACCUUGAAGUGGGUUUUGCAGAGGCUGCUUAG
Molecule: messenger RNA, 1524 nt
Organism: Dovyalis caffra
Lineage: Eukaryota; Viridiplantae; Streptophyta; Magnoliopsida; Malpighiales; Salicaceae
Source: the annotation of a GenBank genome assembly